ACUUCUGUGAAGAGGGAAGAGUGAGAGAGAGAGAGGGAGACAGAGAAUGAAGAGGGGGAGAGGGCUGAAGGGAGGGUAGAGAGGGGAGGGAGGGAGAGAGAGCCAGGAGAUUGGGAAGAGAGCCUGUGAAGCUCUCAGCUCAUACGCACGCCGCCUCUGUUUGUAUACAGUGCGCCCUCCAGCCGGCAUCGCUCCCUCCUCUUUUCCUCCCGCUUCAUUGUUCUCCAAGUCAGAAGCCCCGCAGCAGUGGCAAAGAAAACAGCCUAAGCAAAGCUGCGCGCCGGCUGCGGGCUUCUUCACAGCCCCAGGUUUACCUAGGGAAAGCCACCCGGAGCCACGCAGCGCGGAGCCGCGCUCCCACACACAUCCCCGCCUCCCAGGACUCGUCUCCUCUUUCCUUCCCAGCUAUGACUGAGUUGCAGCACUUUGACUGAGCCGCGCUGGGUUAUUCCGGGAUCCUACCCGCCACCCUUUGCCAAAGAUCCGGCAAAAGAAGAAGAGGGAAGCGUUCUCUCCUUCUCCAUCCUCUUUCUCCUCUUCCUCUCUCUUCUAAAGAUUUUUUUUUCUUUCUUUCUUUAAGAGAAGGGUUGAGAGAAGAAGACAUAUUUUAGUGCACGCGAUCUCCUGGCACCCAGAGCCCUAUCUCUGAGAACCCCACCAGCUAGAUCCUCUCUCCUUCCCAGACCCCUUUCCCAACUGGGGUCGCGCCGGUGGAGAAAAGAUCAUGAACCGUUUGGUGGCUGCCUGGCUCUUGUUCGGUCUGAGCCUCUGCGUCCCUCAAUUCACCAAAGGUGAUAUUUGUGACUCCAACCCAUGUGAAAAUGGAGGAAUCUGUUUCCCAGGACAGACUGAGGAAUUUUUUUCCUGUGAGUGCCCAGAUGGCUUCACAGAUCCCAAUUGCUCUAGUGUUGUGGAGGUUGAUGAAGAGCCAACUUCAGCAGGUCCGUGCUUUCCUAACCCAUGUCAUAAUGGAGGAACAUGUGAAAUCAGUGAAGCUUACCGAGGAGAUACAUUCAUAGGAUAUGUGUGUAAAUGUCCUAGAGGAUUUAAUGGGAUCCACUGUCAGCACAAUGUAAAUGAAUGUGAAUUAGAGCCCUGUAAGAAUGGUGGAAUCUGUACAGAUCUUGUUGCCAACUAUUCCUGUGAGUGCCCUGGUGAAUUUAUGGGAAGAAACUGCCAGUACAAAUGCUCUGGCCCCUUGGGAAUUGAAGGAGGGAUCAUAUCCAACCAGCAAAUUACAGCUUCAUCUACCCACCGAGCACUUUUUGGGCUGCAAAAAUGGUACCCUUACUAUGCACGACUUAACAAGAAGGGGCUUGUAAAUGCUUGGACUGCAGCGGAAAAUGACAGGUGGCCAUGGAUUCAGAUAAAUUUGCAAAGGAAGAUGAGAGUCACCGGAGUUAUCACCCAAGGAGCUAAGAGGAUUGGAAGCCCUGAAUAUAUAAAAUCCUACAAAAUUGCAUAUAGUAAUGAUGGAAAGACUUGGGCAAUGUAUAAAGUGAAAGGAACCAAUGAAGACAUGGUGUUCCGUGGAAAUGUGGACAACAAUACACCCUAUGCUAACUCCUUCACUCCUCCAAUAAAAUCUCAAUAUGUCCGACUGUAUCCUCAAGUGUGUCGGAGACACUGUACUUUGAGGAUGGAGCUUCUUGGUUGUGAACUAUCUGGUUGUUCUGAGCCUCUGGGAAUGAAAUCAGGACACAUACAAGACUAUCAGAUUACUGCUUCCAGCAUCUUCAGGACUCUCAACAUGGAUAUGUUCACUUGGGAACCCAGGAAAGCCCGGCUAGAUAAACAGGGAAAAGUGAAUGCCUGGACCUCAGGCCACAAUGACCAGUCACAAUGGCUGCAGGUGGACCUUCUAGUCCCUACCAAAGUGACUGGCAUCAUUACCCAAGGAGCUAAAGAUUUUGGUCAUGUACAAUUUGUAGGUUCCUAUAAACUGGCAUAUAGCAAUGAUGGAGAACAUUGGACUGUAUACCAGGAUGAAAAACAAAGAAAAGAUAAGGUUUUCCAGGGCAAUUUUGACAAUGACACACACCGAAAAAACGUCAUUGACCCUCCCAUCUAUGCACGGCACAUAAGGAUCCUUCCUUGGUCCUGGUAUGGUAGGAUCACCUUGCGGUCAGAGCUGUUGGGUUGUACCGAGGAGAACUAACAAGGCCCAGUGCUUGGAAACUCUGCUCUCUAUAUCCUGAAAAAGUAUCUCCAUAGAAUAAACUGUGCAAAACCUGUAGGAAACUGAAUGUUUUGUUUGGUUUUUUCAUGAACAAGUGCUCAAUUUAUGGUAGGCCACUGUCUUUUGUUAGGAGGUCUAAGCCUGCCCUUUAAAUCUUCCAACCUGAUUUUUGUCCUUUAGAUCCGUUCAUGUACACAUUCUCUCUAACUGUGGAAAUUACCUUUCUCAUAUUCUUCUGAGUUGUUCACACUGGUUGAAAUAUGUUAGGAAAAGAGAGUCGUGUCUUUUUUUUUUUUUUUUUACAGUGAAGGCAGAAUGUUCUGAUUGCCUCAGUGUGGAGGCGGAGAAAGUGGAAACUAGCCUCUUACUUGUAAAAAAAAAAAAACACUGCAAAUUAGCAAUAAGUUUUGUUUUGUUCUCUUUUUUCCCUUCAUGAAAUAACUCAGCAUUAUCUUAAUUGUUUCCAUGUGCCAACCAAACAUUGUCAGUAUUUAUUGCACAUUUUUGAAAAAAGAAUCUGUGGUAUGCACUCCUUGUUGAUACUAUAUAAACUACCUUCCAAUUCUAUUCUUCAAUUAUUUACAAAGCUCUUGAAGUUUCUCCCCCACAUAAUUCUGUUCAGUUUUCUUUCAUUAGAGCAUGGCCUCAAUGCAUCUAACCUUUUUCAGUUAAAUUUCAUUCAAUUAAAAAAAGUUUUUGUUUAUAUGAGGUACAGAUCUUAAUAUGAGGCCCUUCUAAAAUGCCUGGUUCUGACUUGGGAAUAUCCAUGGCUUUAUUCUGAAUGGAAGCCAUACAUACAGAAAUACCACAAAUAAAUUUCCCCAAUCAUAUUAUCCUUUGGCAAUAUAGUUAUCAAAGGAAAACUGGAAAAAUAGCAUUGUAUUCCUUAAAGUCUACAUUUUCCACCAAUUAUCACAUUUGGUUUUAAAAAUUGUUAGCAGUACAAUUACAAACCCAGUUUAAUGUUAUCCUACAGCAAGGUUUCUUAACCUUGUUUAUCUGUCAUGGCCCCUUUGACAUACUGGAAAAGAAGUCUGGAAAUCCCUUUUUCAGAACAAUGCUUUUAAAAGUAUAAAAUAGAAUACAUAGGAUUACAAAAGAAACCAAUUAUAUUGAAAUCAUUGCCAACUUUUUAAAAUUUUUUUCAAUUAUCAGACAUUCAUUUCUCCGUCCCACCUCUUUCUACCUACUUGGAAGAAAGGAAAGAAAAAAGGAAGGAACUCCUGUAUCAUGAUCGCAGCCAAGCAAAACAUAGUCCAACAUAUUCCUACAUUGGUCAUGCCCCAAAUGAGUUUCUUAUUCUGCUUAUUAGUCUAACAUGUCUCUGUGUCAAGGUGGGCAGUGUCCUUCUUUAUCCGUCCCCUGGAGUCAUAAUCAUUUACUUGGUCAGAGGUCAUAAGUGUUUCAAAAUUGUUCAUUUUUAUAAUAUCGGUGUUAUAGUAGAAAUUGUUCUCCUGGUUCUGCUUACUUUACUCUGCACCAGUCCACACAUGUUAUUCAAUGUCUCUUUAAAACUGUCAUUUUACUCAUUCCUUACAGCACAAUGAUAUUCCAUUACAUUCGUAUACUACAAUUUGUUCAAAUUGUUCAAGUUUUUUUAAAUGUUCAGGGACCCCAAGUUAAUAACUCUAUUCUCCAGUAUGCUUGUUUUAAUACUGCGCUGCAUAAUUUUGCCCAAAGUGCUCAACUUGUAUGUUGUUUACUGCACUUCCAAGUAAAUAAAAUAAAAUUUCGCUGAGAUUGGAAACUGAUGUUCCUAAGAGAAAACACAUUUCACAAGCCUCAGUUGGGGAAGGGGGGAAAGAAACAUCCCCAAAGCUAAAACAGUCUUUUUUUCAAAAUGGAAGUCCAAUUCUACAUAUUAUUGCAUUUUAAGAACCCUGAAGACAUUUCUAAGCAAUUUUAGCAACAAUUAGGUACAGAGAGUGGAGGUUCUGCUCACCAAAAUCCCUCAAGUUACUUGAAUUUAAAAAAAAAUGAAAAGAAGAAUAAAGAAGCAGAGAUGUCUCCAAAAAAGUACUGAUCCUUCAAAGUGUAUUUAUAUAAGUAUUUAUUUUGUAAGGCUUAGACAUAGGAUUUUCAAAGACUUGAUUUAAGGGUCUUAUAAAGGUUAAAAGAAAGUAUGGUAUAUGUACAAAAUGUUACAGUCCUGUGCAACACCAUUAAAUUUUUCAGUUUUUUUUUUCAUUUGUGCUGCAUAACAAAAACCACUAGACUGUUACUGUCUUGUCUGUAAGUGUGCUAACAGCAUUCCUUAAUGAUGUAUAUACAAAGUGGUCUUCAAUCAUAGUGAACAAUUUAAAAGAGAAAGUCAAUCAUAAUGGCAUUUUUUCAAGAACAAAAGCUAUUGGUACAAGAAGAAGAUCAUAGAAGUUGGUCAUUGACCAGCAGCUUCAAAAGCAUCACUUUAGGCUCUAACAAUAAAGCUUUGUUUUAAAAUAUCUCAAUUGAUGAUUUGUUCCCAUUAGACUCCAAAAACUAGGUUGCUAUUUCCUCAAUUAUUACUUUACCCAUUUAUGUUACUUUCCAGUUGGAGUGGAAUUUUUUUUCAUUUAUCUUUUUUAUACAUAAAAUUCCUCGGUUCAUGAAAAACACAAUGAAAUGUCAAGGCUAAAGUCCUUUUUCUAUCAAAUUUGAUAACCUGAUUCCUUUCCCACUACAUUUAUUACCAGUCUCUUUUGUGGAUUGUGUUCCAUCCUUAAGAGGCUGAAGAGAGAGCUCAAAAUGUUAGGACUAAUGCUUUGUGGUGAUUUAUGGAGGGAAAAACAUCACUUAUGAUGCCAUCAGAUACUAUCCUGGGAUUUUUCUAGUGAUACUAUUCUUUUUUAUUAUCAGUUUGCUGGAGAUAUUGGUUAAAGCUACAACUGUAAAUUCAGUAAUAUGUUGGAAAACAUUGUAUUAUCUUGCUUUUGUAUUUCUUCACUGGCACACACAUUGUUUUGUCCACUGACACGAAGAGCAAAUGUGACUUACGUGUCACCUGUCUUUUUCUUAUUUGCUGGCAAUGGUGGAGUUUCUAUACAUGAAAAAGUUGAGAAAUGUUGUGAAGCAGUCCUUAGCUUUUGCAUCAAUUGUAUAAUGACCCUGAACUGGAGCAAAAAUGUUGGAUUUCAACUUCACACUCUGCCAGUUAAAUCUGAGUAGGCAGACCACACAGAAAGAUCUAGAUUCCAUCUUUUCAGGGUUUGAUAUACGUUAAUUCUGUGGCCUGGAAGUUCUAACACACACGCACACAAUGGUUUUAUCUAUGUCCUAAUAAAGCUUUUGUCACAGCCUCUGGUUCUGAUCUUUGCAUUGACUUUCUCUUUCGGAAUGAUUACAUACAGAUUAGUGUGAAUUCUGAAGACCUAAAGGUAGUAAUGAGUGUAUCUUUGCUAACCAACAACUUACAAACUAUAAUAUUCAGUGCUGGCUUCUGAUGUGUCAGUAAGUACAGAGGUAUCUGAGACACAUGACUUUUGCAACCUUUCAAGCUGUGUAAUAUUCAGAUGUUUUUGUAUAUACUUAAAUCAUGUAGAAUGAUGUAAAAGCAGUAUGACCUUGUCUAGUCUUCAAACUUACAAUAAAACUUUUGAAAAUCUA
Molecule: messenger RNA, 5761 nt
Organism: Trichosurus vulpecula (common brushtail)
Lineage: Eukaryota; Metazoa; Chordata; Mammalia; Diprotodontia; Phalangeridae
Gene: EDIL3
Product: EGF like repeats and discoidin domains 3
Exons: 11
Coding region: 725-2158 (477 amino acids)
Molecular function (GO): calcium ion binding
Source: RefSeq, a predicted model, not a curated record